UUUCCCUUAGCAUUGUGUUGUGGAUGUGUUUGUAUUUCUUGUAUUGACUAUCAUCUGAGCACAUUAAGGUGUCCUGUCGUUCUUUCAGCUUCUAGAGAAAAACAUUUGGAUGAUCAUUGGUGGCAGUGCCGGGGGCAUAGUGCUCGUCGCUGUAGUCUGCAUCGUCUCAAUCUGCUGCAUUAGGAAACAUCGCCAGAAGAAGACUGUUGAUAAUACGAAAGAGCCGCACGAAUAUUUUGAAAUUGAACCCCCUGGUGUGUUUUCUGUGGAAAGAGCUACAGAGUCCAAUGAUUACUAUGAAAUCAGGGACAACGAGCCCAGGCCAGUGACGGACCAUUACUACUCCAGUGCCGAUAGCUUAGAACGGCUCACACAGUCGGCGCAUGGGCCAAAUCCCUACGUUGCAUCCGGUUAUGAUCAUCUCCGUCUGAAGACCGACAAUGACUCCCCAGUGGCUCCAAACUAUGGACGUCUUGGCGCGACGACGUCAGACCUCAGAUACAACCGCCUGAAUGAAAACAGACAGGUUGUUUUUAAAAGUGAAUAUGACAGAACUUCUGUGGCUGUUUAACACAUAGUUUGAUAAAGGAAUUUUCGGAUCUUUAACACAAAUAUUUUGUUAAUAAAAUAUGUACUCGA
This is a messenger RNA of Haliotis rubra (blacklip abalone), 639 nucleotides long. RefSeq lists its product as uncharacterized. Bases 110 to 571 code for a protein of 153 amino acids. The transcript has 2 exons. The record is from RefSeq and is a predicted model, not a curated record. NCBI's taxonomy places the organism in Eukaryota, Metazoa, Mollusca, Gastropoda, Lepetellida, Haliotidae.